AUGAAAGAUGAAAUUGCUGCCACGGUUUUCUUCAUCACCAAGCUGGUGAAGAGGGAGGACAGGCUGAGCAAGCACAAAAUGGAGAAGUUUGCAGCCAAGCUGACCACGCUGCUGUUUGAGAAGUACAAAGAUCACUGGUACCUGGACAACCCCUCCCGAGGCCAGGCCUUCAGGUGCAUCAGGAUCAACAGGCAGCGGGCUCGGGAGCCGCUGCUGGAGCAGGCGUGCGCGCAGAGCGACGUGGCCUUCGAGCUGCUGGGGCUGCCCGAGGAGAUGACGCUGUGGGUGGAUCCCUUCCAGGUGUGCUGCAGGUGA
Zonotrichia albicollis (white-throated sparrow) is the source of this 315-nucleotide messenger RNA. The record is from RefSeq and is a predicted model, not a curated record. Lineage: Eukaryota; Metazoa; Chordata; Aves; Passeriformes; Passerellidae.